AUGGCGCGGCAGUCAUCGUCGACGACCCGCGGAGUCGGCGGCGAUCCGAAGCUCUCCGCGCCCUGCCCGAAGUACACCAAGGUCGUCCGUAAUGGCGUCGUCGUCGAGAUGGAGGUCAUUCCUGUCGGCGGCGACGGCGAGGUGCCCAACGCCCGCCCGUUCGUCAAGCCGCCGCGGGUCGUCGAAACCGCUACUUGUGGCACGAUGGUGCGCGAGAAGAAGUCGGCUCGCCGCGCCGGCGCAGACGAGCAGUUCUCGUUGCCCAGUCCGAAGCGUACCAAGGUGACCCGCGACGGCGUCAAGACGAUCUCCGUCGAGCCUGCACUGGGAACCCUUCGGAAGAGGAUGGCCGCGGAGCUCGACGCCCUCCACGCCCUCCUGAGGAAGGCGGAGCUCUUGUCCAGCGGCAACAACGGGCGGUCCAUGGCCGCCGCCGAGCCACGAUCGGAAGCGCCGGCGGAGGCUUCCAUCAAGACGCCACCGGCGCAGCGGACGAAGGUUUCUACUCCCGCGAAGAUCGUUGAGUUCGAGAGCGCGGAGGACAAGAACGAGUUCGUCGACAUCUGCGGCGGCGUCUCCCCUGCCGUUCCCGUUGAGAAGGCUGGCGAAUCCGGCAAUAGCCCGACCUCAAGCAGCGAUUCUGGAAGCUCGUCUUCGAGCGAUUCAGAUUCAGACAGCGACUCCGGAAGCUCAUCUUCGAGUGAUUCAGAUUCGGACAGCGAAUCUGACAGCGAUCCCAACGAGACCGUCGACAUCCCGGUUCCACUUCCACAGGCGGUCCUUCCCCAGGAGAACGGAACAUCUGUGCAGCCGGCACCGGAACCAGCAUCGGAGGUGGUGCAGAGGACGGAACCAGAGAAGCACUCCAAGACCGAUCUGAUCGCCAAGGCGAAGAUCCGACGGCAGCUUCUGGAGAUGGGGAGGGCGGUGCUGCCCGACGAGAGCAUCCACGCACGGGACCUGCGGCGCCUGUGCAUCGCCGAGUAUGGCCGUCCCGGCAUCAUGCAACGGCUCGGACUCUUCCUCAAGGCCGACGCGUAG
This is a messenger RNA of Setaria italica (foxtail millet), 1041 nucleotides long. Its product is annotated as surface protein-like. The coding region runs from base 1 to 1041 and encodes 346 amino acids. The record is from RefSeq and is a predicted model, not a curated record. Lineage: Eukaryota; Viridiplantae; Streptophyta; Magnoliopsida; Poales; Poaceae. The transcript has a single exon.